Molecule: messenger RNA, 1596 nt
Organism: Lodderomyces beijingensis
Lineage: Eukaryota; Fungi; Ascomycota; Pichiomycetes; Serinales; Debaryomycetaceae
Source: the annotation of a GenBank genome assembly
AUGCCUGUUGAGCCUAGAAUCACUGCUACGGAUCUUUCGCUAAGUGGCGAUGCUGAUGUUGAGUUUCCUUCUCGGCAGUUUUUACCCCCAACCAUACCCCACGUGAACAACCACCCCUCAGCUCAGCAGCAGCAGCAACUUUUGCCUCGAAGCAACCAGUUUGACGCCAUACCCAGCCCCUCAUUUUACGAAGGGUUGAUAUUUACCGAUGUUGUGGAGCAAAGCCCGUUUAUUCUGGACCCCUUGAGAGAAAGAAACUUGGAUGAAUCGCCGGUGCCAAAUGCUGCCACGGCAAAGCCAAGAAACAGGCGAUCUUGCGAUCCGUGCAGUGUGCGGAAGCUAAAGUGCGAUUACUGUGAACCUUGCUCGCGCUGCGCUUUGCAUGGGCUCAAGUGUACGAAUUUGCGUGUAAAGAGAAAACCGGGACCGAAAAAGAUUCAUGAAAAGACAAGGGUGGCCAUCCAGCAGUUGGCCGUCAAGUCGAGUGCAGUGCAAACUGACGCGCGUCCUAUAACUUUGGAGCAGCUUCUACCGUGUCUCAAUGUGUUUCAAGGCUGGUACUACAGCAUAUGGCCUGUAGUUUCCGUUGCCGAAUUGAUAUCUCGACAAAGUGAGCCCAAAAUCUACGCCUUGAGCUGUGCUAUAGCAGCUGCAAUUCAGUACCAGUUGCGAUUCAUCACCCUGAAACACUGGGUAUCCGAUGAGAUUAUGUCCAUUGACUUCACGAGUGAAGCAAUCAGAACGAAGGAAACUGCGCAAACCAUUGAAUCGAUCUUGACUUUGUUUUUUUUGCAUGUUUCCUGUUCCGGAACUAGUGCCAGUAAUAGCGAGACACAAUCGGUUUGCUUUUUGCGAGAAGCAAUCACUUUGGCGCAAAUGAUGGGAUUGGACAGAUUGGAGACAUUGGAAAAUGCCACCCAGAACCAUCGAUUGAGAAAGGUCUAUUGCUUGCUUGUUGUCACCGAACGGUUCGUUUGUUUGGAACAGUCGCUCCCCGUUCUUUUGGAGCCGAGUAUCCCACUUCCACAGCUCGAGCAUGAAGAGUAUCCGUUAUUGUUAAGCGGGUUUCUUGAAUUGGUGAAAGUUUUUGCAAUACCAAACAAAUCCAUAUUUGACAAGUUCAGAGCAAUUAAAAACGACUCUGCGUCAAAGAGAUUGAUCUGCAAUGUGCAAGAUCAGCUUCAAAAGAUCAAAAUACUGGAAGAUACACCAGAUAUCCAAAAAGCCAACAUCAUCUUGAGCAAAUACUGGAUCAUGGCGUGGACAUGGAAUGUUUCGCAAUCAAACAAUUUACUUGACGCUGAGAAUAGUUGUUUAUCCAAAAGCUUUCCGGUAAAAGUUGCACGGGAGUUUCUCAACAUCACAGCCGUGCUACCCUUGGAGUCAUUUGAAUUCAAUGGACCAGGCGUUUGUGUGAAGCUUUUUAUAAUCACCAAAACGUUAGCCAGGGCUAUAAUGUUCACCGGUGACGGCAACGCUAUUCCAUGUCUCCGGGCCUUGGUUGACAAAUUGUCCCUUUUAAGGUUCAAUUUUAUUAACUACAGCAAAGAUACUAGUCUUAUUUUGCGGGCAUUGAAUGGUUACGGUGAUUAUUAA